UGCCUGGCGCGGGCGGCCAUGGCGGGCGGGAGGCUGCCGGCGCUGCUGGUGCUCGCCCUGCUGCUGGGCGGCACGGCGGGGCCCGGCGCUUGGGCAGCGCGGAGCCGCGGCGCCGAGAAGCAAAACAGCCUCCGCCGCGCCGCCAGCGGCCUCUAUCAGGGCGUCAGCGGCCUCUUCGGCGAGGACAACGUGCGGGCCCUGCAGAAGUUUUUCUCAAGGUUGACAGAGAGGUUUGUGAAUGGGGUGGAUAUAUUAAUGGACACAUUCUGGAGAAUAUGGACUGAUUUGUUAGAUGUUCUUGGAAUUGAUGCCUCCAACCUGACUCAUUAUUUCAGCCCAGCGGCAAUUGCCAACAACCCGACCCGUGCUCUCCUGCUGAUUGGCGCCAUUUUACUUGCCUAUUGGUUUUUAUCUCUCUUCCUUGGAUUCUUCUUUUAUCUCCUGCACAUGCUGUUUGGUCGCUUUUUCUGGAUUGCGAGGGUUGCCCUUUUCACUCUCUCGUGUGUGUACAUCCUCCAGAAGUAUGAAGGUGACCCAGAACAUGCAGUCCUGCCUCUCUGCUUUGUUGUAGCAGUCUAUUUCAUGACAGGGCCAGUUGGAUUUUACUGGAGAAGAAACAGCAACAGCAGCCUUGAGGAGAAGAUGGACCACCUCGACAGUCAGAUCAGACUUCUGAACAUACGUCUUUCUAGGGUGAUUGAAAACAUGGACAGAGGCAGUGACCAAUGAACCAGCUCCUAUAGACCACUGUACACCAGCUCUAUAAAAUUCCUAAGCACUGUCUCAUUCAGAGUUACAAAGCAACAAAACAUCACAUGGUAAAAAGUGUGCAAAGUUAUAACUUUUCAUCAUGUGUAAGAUUAAUUUAUCUAGAUUAUACACUCAGCCAUUAUACUUGUAGGAAAAAAAAACAUGCCAACAUUUAAAAAAUUCAGCUGUAUAUUCAGAGAGUUUUAUCCAGUACUAGAAUUUUCUCAGUAGAUAAACGCUUACUUUUACAAGCAUUUAAAAACAUCUUUUGUAAAGUUUUUAUAAAAGCAAGUUGAGUAGUCUUUCAAAUAUUAAAAUUGAGCUAAACAUAUGCAAAUUUGACAAUUAAAAAGUUAAAAAGAAAAAAAAAUAAUCUCAAGCUACCAAACACUUCCAUCGAGAAGUAACUGCUGUGGGUCCACAUUUUUUUUUCAAAGUUGAGAAUGUUUUUGGUUUAUUGUUGGCUUAUUUCAUUGCCUUGAAGUUGCCUUUCAUAGAGUAUCAGAUGAGGAAAUUUCUGGUAUCCAGGCCAAAAAAAUUCACACCAUAGCUUUUAAUAGGAGGUGGGGAAUAAAGGAGAAGGAAAAUUUCAUAAAUUUUAAGUCCUUAAAUGCCAGUCCAAUAUGAGGAAUUGAGAAGUGAAUGUGUGGUGUUAUUUCAUUGCAUUUCAUCUCAAGAACUUUAGUUUGGUGUCUGAAAAGAAAUCUCUUUUUUAAUAAAUAAUUGACACAAAGGGAAGAGAUGUAGUGUGGCAAAUUGUAAUUCAUAUUUGAUCUUCACAGUGAAGCAUUUUCCAGGCAUAAGUGCAUAGAGUAAAACAUGAUUUUUAAUCUCAGGACCCAUGUACUUUCUCAAAAAGGCAGCAGUUAAAACACGUGCAAAUGUAUUGUUGCUUAAAUCUUUCUCAGGACCAAUAAGCGGCAAUAAAUUAUCUUCAGGAAGAUCUGGAUUUUUUUCUAAAAUUGUAAUAGUUUUAUAGGAGCGUUUUGCUUGAAGUCUGUGUCCUCACUAUCUUGCAUUUUAGGGAGAGUGAGUCACCUUAUGAGAAGGGUGUAUUAAACAGUUAUAUUUCAAAGUGAUGUAGGAGCUUAGAAGCAAUUUUAUUUUGAAGGAUUCUACGUAUUUGUAACCUUAGUAUUAACUAGCUUGGUAGACUAUCACUGGCUUUGUAAGGUUUGCUGAAAUGCAUUGAAACAAAGGUAACCUCAGGGAAGAAAGUCCGGUAAGUGGUUUAACUUGGUCACCGGUAGCAUUCAAGGAUAUAAAUGGGGGGAGGGAGGGAGGGAGAGCAUCUAAACCGUAGUGAUGAGCACAGCAUCGGUACCAUGAGAGGUAAAACGGGCCGCAGCUGAAGUACUUCAUAGAGUCUAAAUAAACAAGUAAAGAUAAAAAAGCAAGAGAAACUGGUCUGUGAUAGGGCCAUGCCAAAAAGCGAGGGGAACGAUAGAGAUAGGUGGUCUGCCUGCUGUUGCUUUGCCUGUGAGCGCCGUCUCCGGCGGGACUGGCCUGGGGCAGCUGUGCACAGCCUGGCACUUGAUCUUCACCUUCUUGUUUUGUUGGGCAGAGCUUAUGUUGGAUGUGACGCUUAACUGAAUGUAACUGUGGGGUGAAUUUAUUUCUCUCUUUAUGCUGAAGUUUAAUACUCUUCUUAAAAUGUGUGUUACUUGUCUAACCUCUUUCGGUCUGUAUGUGACAUUUACAUGAAGGAUUAUUUGAAGAUCCAUAUUAAUGGCCUUUACUCCAAACUGUGAUCACUUAAGUUCAACACGGUUGAAGUUCAUAUGCAGUUGGCACUGUUGUUAUCUGUUUUAAUUUUUUUAUGGCACCUGUAAAUUCCCCUGCUCUCCAUUUUUCAAGAAAUACACAGCUAGAGUUGCAAAGUAACUGCUUUUCAUAACUUUAAAUCUUUCCCGUAAACAGAUAAGUACUAUGGCAACAAAUAAUCUGCUUUGUAAAGCUGAAAAUGUAAAUUGCAGUAUACUCCUUUUUACAGCUCAUUUUCCAUAGUAUUACAGAGUCUUCCCAGUAAACUCAGUUUUCCCUGCUGUUAGGUGCAGGGGACUGAGCUAAAACACCAACCUGGAAAUUAGGACUUGAUAAGCAAAGCUUGUCAGGUCUUUACGUGUUUCACUAAAUUUGGGGCCUGAGGACCAAAGUCUGCAACUGUCGCUUGUGUGAGCGGCUCCAUUGACUUCAGUAGGACUGUGUGCAUGAGUCAGUUCUGCAUAGAUUAUAUUUUGUGUAAUCCGCAUUUAUUGUUGAAGUUAAAAAUACUGAAUCGUUUAUAUAUUAAGAGUUGUCUAUGAUAAAGAUUUCUUUUAAAAUCCUGUAUAAAAGUUAAUUUGGAUUAUAGUUUCUCCCUGUCCCGCUCUAAUCAUUUAUCUUGGUUUUGUAAAAUCAGCCCUCCUGUAUUAAUACUCUUAAUUUUCAUCACCCUGCUGCUUGGAAAGAAUGUAUUUUUGUAUUUACUUGCAUCCCAUGUAUAGAAAAAUGUUAUGUGAAAAGCGCUAUAUAUAAAAUUGGGUAUUUUUAAUCAGUAUUUUUCCCAGCACUCAGUUUUCACGUUAGUCAAAUUCAGAAGUAAUGAUUUUUUUUAAAGCACAAUCUAAUCUUCAAUAUAUGUACAUAUAUACUUUAAAAAUGCUCUGUAUUUUUAAACAUGCACUGUAGUGAAAGCGCUUUGGGGACAUGAAUGUGUUACUGUAUUUAAUCUCUUUCAACUUUUGUAAAUACCUUUUACAAAUAUUUUCCAUACCAAGUCAUCUAGUUUAUCCAUCGAGGUUUUUGCUCUGUUUUUUAGAACUCGUUCCAGUGACAGUGGUUGCACUGCUUUUGUAUUGCCAUUGACGGGAGCAUCUCGGGCAAACCCCCAGAGGGGCGCAGGUGUCGCUUUGUCACCCACGGAUAAACUGAGACAUAGAAUUUGGCAGGCUUGCCCGAGUCGGUGGCAGAAAUGGGAAUAAACCCCCAUGUCUCAGCUCCCUCCGCCUUCAGCUCUGACCACCAGACAGCUUGGCCAAAGGUGGGUGGCCACAUCUCCCACCGGUGGGACAGCCAGCUUCCCUGGGCUCUGCCGCGGCUGUGGGUGACCCUGCAGUGGAGGCUGCACACCCGCCGCAGCCUCUGCCUCCCCACCUGCCUGCUGGCAGCAGCCACACCAAGCAGCAUUGCCCUGCGUCACCAGCUGGCGUGACUUGGAGAUGGGCUUCGGGCUGUCCAGGGAGCGAAAUUCUGGUAGGGUCUGAAGUGUUUUAAACUUCAUACUUUAAGACCUAAUAUUUGAAACUACUGAGUAUUUUCGAUACAUUCAGUUUCGCAAAGCUAACAUCCGUAGCGGUUUCUUUGCAAGCACACACCUCCGCUAUAGAUAACUGAUUUGUCGUAUUCGGAAUGUAAUGCUUUUAAAAGUGGUAUUGGGUGUCAGAGUACAGUGUAUCAAACCUGGUGUAAUUCAGUGCUGUACUUAAUAGUGCGUCCUUCAAAUUGUGAUUUGCUUUUUGAGACUCGUUGCAUCGUUAGUGUGGAAAAUAGACCAGUAUCGAUCUUUGCUCUUUGAUGGCGUAGAAGUUUUUAAGAGUGAUUUGCCUCACGUACUGAUCCGUAUUUGGCAGCUAAUGAUGUAAAUGACCAUAAGUUCUCUUUGUCUGGGUUGGAAAAAUAAAAGGUUUUAUUGUAUCUGCAUGUAUUUGAAACUUUUGGAUAAUUCCAUCAAACUGUGAUGACAGCACAUUUAAAAAAAAUGAUCUUUUCCUUUUGAUCAGAAAUUAUCUUUGCUAUGGUAGCACUCGUUAUCGGCACUGAUGUUAGUGAUUCCACAGCCUGUUUUGUACAUUGGAUUUCAGGAUUAUAGUGUUUAAGUUUGUACAAUUGUGGUUAUGUAAAAAAAAAAUAUUUGGUCUGAAGAGAUGUCUGUAUGCUUUUGACAUAUGAUCCAUAGGCAAGUAUCAAGAUUCUACUGAUAAUAUUGUUAAGUAGUUACAAAUAUAUCAGACUUAUUUUUUACAGAGCUAUACAUGCCUUUAUUUAUUACUUAUCAGACCACCAAAUCAAUGUACUAUGUAGUUAAGUAUUUGUAGACCAAUUUCACAAAUCAACUAUGGUAUUGUGACAAAGCUUAAAAUAAAUGUUUACUGAAACUUU
Falco peregrinus (peregrine falcon) is the source of this 4890-nucleotide messenger RNA. It is a transcript of the gene BRI3BP, whose product is annotated as BRI3 binding protein. Bases 19 to 729 code for a protein of 236 amino acids. NCBI's taxonomy places the organism in Eukaryota, Metazoa, Chordata, Aves, Falconiformes, Falconidae. The transcript is spliced from 3 exons. Gene Ontology annotation, cellular component: mitochondrion. The record is from RefSeq and is a predicted model, not a curated record.